Messenger RNA from Cebus imitator (Panamanian white-faced capuchin), 2624 nucleotides. RefSeq names its product sideroflexin 2 (gene SFXN2). Lineage: Eukaryota; Metazoa; Chordata; Mammalia; Primates; Cebidae. Gene Ontology annotation, biological process: monoatomic ion transport; serine import into mitochondrion. Gene Ontology annotation, cellular component: mitochondrial inner membrane. The record is from RefSeq and is a predicted model, not a curated record. Gene Ontology annotation, molecular function: monoatomic ion transmembrane transporter activity. Bases 86 to 1219 code for a protein of 377 amino acids. The transcript has 12 exons.
GCGCCCGCCCACUGCGCGGGCCGGCUACGGCAGCUGCAGAGGCUGCAGCGGGCUCGCCGGGCCCCUGAGUGGAGAAGGCUUGCCCAUGCGGCUGGCGGACCUGGGAUUGGUGGAGAAGGAGGGGCGUUGGGCGGGCGUGGGGGCGGUUCCCCCGCGCAGGUCCUCCUCUCGCCCCGCCAGGUUUCCCAGGCGGGCUUUAUCUGGUGGCAUUUGUCCGGGGACCAGGUCCACAGUUUUAUGUGUAAGCAAGAUGGAGGCUGACCUGUCUGGCUUUAAUAUUGAUGUCCCCCGCUGGGACCAGCGCACCUUCCUGGGGAGAGUGAAGCACUUCCUGAACAUCACGGACCCCCGCACUGUCUUCGUAUCCGAGCGGGAGCUCGACUGGGCCAAGGUGAUGGUGGAGAAGAGCAGGAUGGGGAUUGUGCCCCCGGGCACCCAAGUGGAGCAGCUGCUGUAUGCCAAGAAGCUUUAUGACUCGGCCUUUCACCCUGACACUGGGGAGAAGAUGAACAUCAUUGGGCGCAUGUCCUUCCAGCUCCCUGGCGGCAUGAUCAUCACGGGCUUUAUGCUCCAGUUCUACAGGACGAUGCCGGCGGUGAUCUUCUGGCAGUGGGUGAACCAGUCCUUCAAUGCCUUAGUCAACUAUACCAACAGGAAUGCGGCUUCCCCCACAUCAAUCAGGCAGAUGGCCCUUUCUUACUUCACAGCCACAACCACUGCUGUGGCCACGGCAGUGGGCAUGAACAUGUUGACAAAGAGAGCGCCACCUUUGGUGGGCCGCUGGGUGCCCUUUGCUGCAGUGGCUGCUGCUAACUGUGUCAAUAUCCCCAUGAUGCGACAGCAGGAGCUCAUCCAGGGAAUCUGCGUGAAGGACAGGAAUCAAAAUGAGAUUGGUCAUUCCCGGAGAGCUGCAGCCAUAGGCAUCACCCAAGUAGUUAUUUCUCGGAUCACCAUGGCAGCUCCUGGCAUGAUCUUGCUGCCAGUUAUCAUGGAAAGGCUUGAGAAAUUGCACUUCAUGCAGAAAGUCAAGGUCCUGCACGCCCCGUUACAGGUCAUGCUCUGUGGGUGCUUCCUCAUCUUCAUGGUGCCAGUGGCGUGUGGGCUCUUCCCACAAAUAUGUGAAUUGCCGGUUUCCUAUCUGGAACCAGAGCUCCAAGACACCAUCAAGGCCAAGUAUGGAGAACUUGUGCCUUAUGUCUACUUCAAUAAGGGCCUCUAAAUGCCCCACAUCAGCAAGGACCAGUCUGUUCACAUAUUCACUAGCUCCUCCUUAGCUAUGUGUACACUUGUGCCCUCCUUCCUCUUUGCCAGCAAGGCCUGAAGGCCAGGGUAGAUUGGGGGGUGGGACAAUGAAUGCCUCAUGCUUACACCCUGGCACCUGGUUGACUGGACUCCAGGGGGAAAAAGUGAAAAAGGGAAGCAAAGGCCAACGUCUUCAAGCUGCUUCCUCCUUAGCCCCUGUCCCCUGUAGACCAGAAGCUGAGGCCCGUUCCAGCCAGGACUGGGGAAAAGCCUUUGGUUCAAAAGGAAGUUUCUACACCUGUUUCUUCUUCACUUCCUCCUCCUCUCCCGAGCAAUGGAACCUUUUACCCAGGCAAUUUUAGCUGAAUACAGGAAAAAGAAGGGGGGAAGGACUCUGUCCUCUUGGGGCCCAUCUCCACCCUUCCUCAUUGCCUCCUUGUCUGAUAGUUGUGGUUUUUUUUUUAGCCGGAGUCUCUCUUUGUUGCCCAGGCUGGAAUGCAGUGGUGCAAUCUUGGCUUACUGCAACCUCUGCCACCCGGGUUCAAGCAGUUCUCCUGCCUCAGCCUCCCAAAUAGCUGGGAUUACAGGUGCCCACCACCACACCUGGCUAAUUUUUGUAUUUUUAGUAGAGACAGGGGUUCACCAUAUUGGCCAGGUUGGUCUCUAACUACCAACCUCAUGUGAUCUGCCCGCCUUGGCCUUCCAAAGUAUUGGGAUUACAGGCGUGAGCCACUGCACCUGACAGGGACAGCUUCUUUGGGACAGCUGCUAACCUUGAAAUGACCAGACACCCAGGAGUGAUCAGUGCUGAAAAGGAGACCAUGCAAGGCAGCAGAGUUACAUGGUUCUUCAAAUCAUGUCUGAAUCUAUUCUUAGAAUCUUCUCUGUAAUAAGGGAAGUGCUCUUUCCCUACUGCCACAUAUCUCUAUUUUAAAAGAUAAGUCCAUUAACUGUGAGUAAAAAUGAUGUACAUAGUCAGUUAACCACACACUUUAAUGGGUAUAAUUUCCUGGCCACCUCCCCUCCUCAGCCCAUUAGGUUAAACACCAAAGAAAGACUGGUGUGUACUGAAUAGGAAAGGGAAGUUUUAAUUGGACCUUUCUAAGAGGAAAUUAACCAGGACCAAAGAGCCUUAAAGGACAUUCGGCAAAGCACAGCCACUUCCCCUCCCCAGCUUGGCUGCCCUAGGUGGUUUCUCAAGCUCCCUGGGGGAUUGUUGUGGCUCAUCUGGAAUCAAUGUGUGUAUAAGUUUUGUCUGGUAGGAUUGCUGACUCUGUCCAAAAGAUACCACUGUGAACUGAAUAAAUUUCUUGAGAGAGCACACAGGCACACACGCAUACAAACUGUAAACUAAGUCAAUAAAGCCUGAAUGGAAAGCAGGA